Messenger RNA from Amphibalanus amphitrite, 1445 nucleotides. RefSeq lists its product as uncharacterized. The record is from RefSeq and is a predicted model, not a curated record. The transcript has 5 exons. Lineage: Eukaryota; Metazoa; Arthropoda; Thecostraca; Balanomorpha; Balanidae. The coding region runs from base 374 to 1057 and encodes 227 amino acids.
CAGUCCCGGCUUCGCGCCCGCCCCGGCCGGUCAGUUGCGCGCGCCGCUCGUGGUGGAAGCACCGAUCUCUCCGUCAGCGCCGUGGCGCAGUGUUCCGCGGACCAACACGCGAGAGGCGACUAGCGCGGGCCAGCGAGGCCUCCUGUGGCAACGGCGAGCUGUGUGGCGUGCGAGUGCGAACGACGCAGGACAAGCAGCAGCGCGCGGAGACGGACGGGCCUGGCGCGGCCGGGCGCCCCGCGGCCGCCUGUAUGGGUCUGGUGUGUUCAGGAGGCCAGAAUCAGACCUAAAUACGUGAACGGUGCGAACAUCGGCAUCCCCAUGGUGUCGUGAUCAUCGGAGCGCCGCAAAGGCCGAGGACGGCACACGCAAAAUGCGACCGGUCGUCAUGACAGCAAUAGUGGUUUUGUUGGUGUCGGCUACGGUAGGCGGCGAGGACAGCGGAUCAUUGUCCCAGAUGGAGACUGCACUAUCCAGUCAGCGUUCCCGACCAACGCAUCGGCAGAGGCAUCGGCACGGGAGCAGCCACCUCAGGCACAGUCGCCGCCGGAGCCCACAGCUGCCUGUCUCUGCUCCGCUCCAGCUCCCCAGCGACCUCCAGGAGUCGGGCGAGCGCAUCGAGCUCGAGCACGGCCGUCGCCGCUACGCCGAGCCUUCGGGUGACUUCUCCGUCUGCUGCCCGGCGGUGGAGGAGCGCACCAGCCCCAAGGCGGGCACGCGGCGCGACGGCAGCCUGGCGCUGCUCUACGCCAGCGACGAGUUCAAGCAGGUGUUCUUUGAACGCUCGUGUGACACUCGGGGCCCGCAGCCGCUGCCGCGCCGCCGCCACCGGUGCGCGCAGGAGUACUCGUACUCGUACGCAGUACUGGACAUCAGUGGCAACAAAGUAUUGGACCUUAUCCGAAUACGGAGUGGGUGUCGGUGUGAGGUGAAACGCCGCUCAAACCGGCGCCGGAAGAAGCGGAGGCGAGACCGCAACAAGCGGGCAGAGAUCCGCCGCAAACGGCGACGCCAGCGAGGGUCGCAAUCUCAGACGAACGCUCGCAACGCGUCAUAGCUUUAUAAUAAUUAUGUGAUGGUGUUUGGCUGCAAGGCGUGUCUGACAUGUGAAUAACAAGUAUCUCGGCCACGUGAGUGAUUUCUGAGUGCCGACGGCGGCGGCUGGACACUGUAUGACGCUGUGGCUCGGCGCGCCAACUCAUGUUGAUGCGAGGUCUGAGCAAAUGGUUCCUAUGCGUGCUCUGUGCCACUGCCACUGCGGCAGUUGCUGUGCGCGCCGCGCCGGCGGCCGGCCGGCCGUCACCUCAGGGUGCGCGCUCGCGCCGACGCUGCUCCGGCGCCGGGGCUGCUAAGGCGUUGUGCCAUGCGCCGCCACGACGCUGGUGUAUCACCUACUCGGUGGUCUGCCUGGCCUCGACUGAAAACACUACAUGAUUUCCUCAUGA